Messenger RNA from Raphanus sativus (radish), 2097 nucleotides. Its product is annotated as F-box/kelch-repeat protein SKIP11. Gene Ontology annotation, molecular function: protein binding. The coding region runs from base 452 to 1789 and encodes 445 amino acids. NCBI's taxonomy places the organism in Eukaryota, Viridiplantae, Streptophyta, Magnoliopsida, Brassicales, Brassicaceae. The transcript has 2 exons. The record is from RefSeq and is a predicted model, not a curated record. Gene Ontology annotation, cellular component: nucleus.
AAAAAAGGAAUAAACAAGAGAGAGAGAAUAGAAUUGUUCCUCCAAUUUUUUAUAUUUUUUUAACUCGGAGGCUCUGAGAAACCAAAGCUUCACUCUGAUUCGCAAAGCGAAUCCAAGAGCACGGCAUAGAUAAACCCGAAGAACAGAAACAAAGCUCAGAGUCUUUCUUGUAAAUUUUGAUUAUUUAUUCUCUCUCACUUCAAUCCAAUCUCCAGAUGGAACGAUGAACAGAUCAGGAUCGAAGAAGGUUUCGCUGUUUUGAGUUUCCGGGUUUGAUUCUUUCUCCUCUUUUAGUGAAAUUGAGUUGGAAUCUGGAGAUCUAGAUCUCGAAAGCUGCAAACUUUCCGUGUUCUUGAUUAGGGUAUUAGCCGAAUCUCAAAUCUGAAUCCAUUUCUUGUCAUUUAGAUUCCAAAGUCGAAGACUUUAUAAUCUGAGAUUCCGAAGUAGAGACAUGUUGGAAGAAGAACGAUCACCAGAUUCGUGUUUGAGUUCAAGGGUCUUCUCCGAAUCAACCUGGUCCAUGUUUCCACAGGAUGGCAAUGGCAAUGGCAAAAGAGGUUUGGAGGAGGUUGUUGUUGGUGAGAUCAGAGUCAGACCCACCAAGUCACUUAAGCUAAUGGGGUUUUCGAUUCAGUACGAUAGCGAUUCUUCUGACUACUCAGUAACGAGCCAGGAGCAGCAAGAACAACAGUCUGAUGAUUCUAACAACAACAACAACAACGGUGGUGAUUCACUUUCUCUUUUCAACGAGAUUGGUCGUGACAACAUCAUCGACUGUCUGAUCCGCUGCUCGCGGUCUGACUACGGCUCCAUCGCUUCUUUGAAUAGGAACUUUCGUUCUCUGGUGAAGAGCGGAGAUGUUUAUAGAGUGAGGAGACAGAGCGGGUUUGUGGAGCAUUGGGUUUACUUCUCUUGCCAGCCCUUGGAAUGGGUUGCGUUCGACCCCGUGGCUAGGAGGUGGAUGCAGUUGCCGACGAUGCCUUCCAGCGUCACCUUCAUGGGUGCAGAUAAAGAGUCUUUAGCCGUUGGGACCGAUCUUCUCGUCUUGGGGCAAGCGGGUUUCUCUUCUUAUGUUAUAUACAGAUACAGCCUUUUAACUAACUCUUGGUCUUCUGGUAUGGAGAUGAACGCUCCGAGGUGCUUGUUCGGUUCCGCGAGCCUCGGAGAGAUCGCUAUUUUUGCCGGCGGGAUUGAUUCUCAGAGGAAGAUUCUCGACUUCGCUGAGAUGUUUAACUCCGAGCUUCAGACCUGGACGACUCUUCCGAGGAUGAACAAGCCGAGGAAGAUGUGUUCAGGUGUUUUCAUGGACGGGAAGUUUUAUGUGAUCGGUGGGAUAGGUGGGGAUGAGUCCAAGCUCUUGACUUGCGGUGAAGAGUAUGACUUGGAGACCAAGAAAUGGACUCACAUCCCUGACUUGUCGCCUCCGAGGAGCCGUGCUGAUAUGUCGUCAGCGAACGACGCGCCUCCUCUUGUUGCUGUUGUGAAUAACCAACUGUAUGCUGCUGAUCACGCGGAUAUGGAAGUGAGGAAGUAUGAUAAGGAGAAGAAGAGAUGGUUGACCGUUGGGAGGUUGCCUGAGAGAGCUGGCUCGGUUAAUGGAUGGGGGCUUGCUUUUAGAGCUUGUGGGGAGAGGUUGAUCGUUAUAGGUGGGCCGAGGAACUCGGGAGGUGGGUUUAUAGAGCUGAACUCUUGGAUACCUAGCGACGGUGGUGGUCCACCACAGUGGACGUUGCUUGAUAGGAAACAUUCUCCUAACUUUGUGUACAAUUGCGCAGUGAUGGGUUGCUGAAAGCAGCACACAUUCUAUAAUACUACUCUCCACUGAAGGUUCCAAGCUCCAACCUUUUAUGCUGCUGCUUAUUCUUGUUUCCAUAUUUUUGUUUUUUCUUAACAAUUUUUUUUUCAAUUUGAAUACAACUAUCUCUGUGUUGUUAGAACAAGUUUCAAAGAAGGAAAGAAAAGAAAAAAACUGAAACAGGUUACAAUAAGUUGGUUGAAAAGGUUGAAGCUUUUUUAGAGGUUGUCAUAUGUGGUUAACAUUGUUGUAUGUGUUUUAAUCUAUUGUUCUUUUUUUAUAAUAAUCUACUUUUGAAUCUU